GCAUCAGAUAAUUCGGACAUAACCACUGGACGCAUUGUAAACACCUUCACUCAUAAAAGUUUCUAUAAAUAUGCGUGUUUGUGUGUGUUUGGAUUAUAAACGGCGCGCUGGCGCCGCGCCAGAACGCAUGUGCUAAAUAGCUUACGAGGAUCACUUCUCGCCCGUCCCGAAACCGACGCGGAACUCUGCGAUGCUCAAAAGAUAGUACAAAAAAGUGAUAAAUUAAGUGCUGUGAAAAUGUCCCCAAAGUGCCCAGUGCCUCCACUUCAAGAAAUCACACUGUCUUUAGUAGCCAGGCAGCUAAUCCACGCCCUAUCCAGAGUCACUGCCGACGAAGAUGUGGCCAUGCUCUUCGCGAUGGUCUCGUCGUAUUACGAGCAAAUGGGGGCUACUAGUGACAUAUUUCAAGAUCUCAUGAACUUAAUACUAAACUCCGAAUACCUCGACCCCUCUAUAAGAUACUACACGAUGAAGUUACUGCUUAGAGAGAAUGUGAAGACUCUUGCUACAGGCAUGUUCCCAUGCCCCUAUUACAGGAAAGUCCUCGAGCUGAUUGUUGAACAAGGACAUCAUCUAACAACUCUAAAUCUAAAAGGAGUAUGGGUUAAAGAAGACCACCUGACUCUCAUGUAUCAUCUAAUCAAGAAUCUUACAAACCUGACAGCCCUCCAUAUUCCUUAUAUCGCCAACGAUGAAGUCCUCAAAUUCAUCGGCGAACAUAACAAACAGCUGAAACUCUUAGACGUGUCUGGAGAAACGGACAUCACAGAAAUCGGUAUAGACGCCAUGUUGUCUGGAAAUCCGGACCUGACUCGAAGCCUAACUGUGGUCAACAUAGGAAUGUAUGGCGAAGAAAACAUCGAUCACACAGACGUGGCGUUGUUGAUACGACGGCUACCUAACCUCACAAAUCUUGGCAGUUACUCAUUCGUCGGGAAAUCUCUUUACCACAUCUACAACAACGAUUGCCCGCCCGAUUUCAAAACAAAGUUACAGUACAUCCACGACGCUCAGACGAACAUGAGGACCAUGAAAGCGAUAGUAGCUUUAUGUCCAAACCUAGAAACUAUUUACCUUGAAGAGCCCGAUUCAGGCGUGCUUGCGUCGAUCAAAGAGUUUAGAGACAUUAACAAAAUUAAGCUUAACAAAUUCCAAUGCCAUGAGCUGCAUCAGCUACUCGACAAAAUCGGAUAUAAAAUCGUUACACUAAUGUUGUCUGGUUCGUUGGGGUCAUUCAACUUCACUAGGAUAGCAGAAACGUGCAGGAACUUGGAAAGUUUGGAGUUCUAUCAAAUACAGACCGCGACGCACGAAGAAGAAGUUCCAUUUACGAAACUGGAGCAUAUAGAAAUAGUUCAAGGAAACUUAUCGCCUUCGUGUCUCAAAUAUUUAAUGUGUGGCAGCCCGAAGCUGAAGAAAAUUAUAAUAGCCGACGAAAUUAAGCUGGAUGACAACGAUAUGUCGCGGAUGCUCCGCCGCUACAAAUUCGAGAACCUCGAAGGCAUAUGGUUCCCGAACGCGCCUCGCCUAACACGGGACACCGUGGAACAGCUCAUGGAGUGUUGCCCCAAACUGCAGAGCUUGGGGCAGCUCAGCGGCUGGCGGUUCACUCCUGAUGACAUGAUGCUUAUGAGAGCUAUAAUAGCAAGUACUAAUAUCGAUCUAGUGCUGUCCCCGCUCGGUAUUUUCCAGCAAGGAAGUUAGAU
Cydia amplana is the source of this 1706-nucleotide messenger RNA. RefSeq lists its product as uncharacterized. Gene Ontology annotation, cellular component: SCF ubiquitin ligase complex. The record is from RefSeq and is a predicted model, not a curated record. Lineage: Eukaryota; Metazoa; Arthropoda; Insecta; Lepidoptera; Tortricidae. The coding region runs from base 238 to 1704 and encodes 488 amino acids. The transcript has 2 exons. Gene Ontology annotation, biological process: SCF-dependent proteasomal ubiquitin-dependent protein catabolic process.